AUUUCACAUACGGCACAAAAUAAAUCUUCUAAUGCGGGACCGGUCUAAAAGAACCGCUUGUGUGUACGUUUACGCUAGGUGGUCCGACAUGAUAUCAUUUCAAUGGCUGUACUCAAUUAAUGGAUCUUUCGGCUCAAUUUUUUAAAUAUAUUUCACAGGGUUACGAUAAUAGAUUUCGAAAAGUCUAGAGAUCAUGAAUCCCACCCACGACCCAAUCCAUGAUGCUGACGUGGUGGGUGGGUCCCAUGCUACGUCAGCAACAGCCCAAACUUAUAAAGAAAAAAAUUGAAUUUUUUUCUUUCCCUGAUCUGGUUCUGUUUUGCAGAGAGACUUCCCUGGCACCAGAGAUAGAAGAAGGUCGACCCACCAGGGCCACCACCACCGGCGACUCCCACUACUACCAACGUCUACCACUGAAAAUCCAAAAUUAAAAAAAAAAAUGAAAAAUCAAUUUCUCCCAACCCCAUCUCUGGUUCAUGGAGGGAGGGAGGGAGGGAGGAAGAGAAAUCAACACCCAUCGCCACAGGCAACUCCCACCACCACCACUGGAUUCACCUCCGGCGACCAACCCUCCGGCCCUCCGCCCAUCACCUGUGUCGGUCCACCCCAUCCUCUCCUCCUACCUCUACUGCUGCCGCCACGCCUCCACUCCCACCAGCCGUCGCCGCCACCGAUUCCACCCAAACUCAAAUUCCUGCCUUCCAAUUCCAGUCCCCUCCAUAGAUCAUGAGAUCGUUUGGGUGGAAUCGCCGGCAGCGGCGGGGGCGGGUGGGAGUGAGACCAGUGGGUUAUGGGUGGGCGAGUGGAGGGGGUCUGAGGGAAGGUGGGGAGCGUCCAUGGGAGUAGGUGAAGAGGGAGGAGAGAGAACCAAAUUUGGUUUUUUGGUUUUUUUGUUUUUUUUUUUUCAGCUGUUGAUGUGGGUCCAUCCCGCCACGUUAGUGGUCAUGGAUUGGAUCCUGAUUUCAUGGUUUGUAGACUCACUCAAUAAAUUUAUAAACAGAAUAUUCUGAAGUAUUUCUUGCUUCUCCUAAAAUAAAAUAAAAUAAAAAAAGAAUAUUCUGAAGUACCAAAAGAAAAUUCUUAUAGUAAACAUUAUGUUAUUAUCGUGGCCAAGUGGCCGUGGGUAGUACACUUGGUGUGGGAUUAUUAAUUUAUUAUCCUCUUAGGUACGUCACUCCCGGACGAAUAAAGAAAGAGGUUUGGAUUAGCAUUAGUUCGUUUCUCAUACUCAACUGAUUAAAUAUUUGAACCGGAAGAAACAGUCCUAAUCUGGGUCGCACGUCGGAAAAAUUAAUGGUUCAGAUUUUCUCGCAAAACUCCUCGCGAGAAGAAUUCAAUUCUUCGUGCGGAAAGUUUCUAAGCAGAUCCAAACUAUUAAUUGCAGCAUUAAACGGUCAAAAUUUCGACGACAGCCGGCUCCCAUCUAAAAUUUGGACCGGAGAGGAUUCACAAGAAAUACAUCACCGAUGGAGACUCUUUGCUACAAAAGAAUGCGUUCAGCAAAAUUUGAUGGUCCCGAGGGAUAUCAACUAGACCGGUCUUUAGCUGGUACGGGGAGUAAUACAAUCGAUGUUCCCUAGGGAGAUCCGACCAGACCGGUCCCCAGUUGGAAGUUUAUAAAGUCAAUACUCAAUGGUACUCCUAUUUUUGUUUUUCAACAAUAGUUGUGGGGUGGGUCGGACCCGGAUUGGCAUGUGCACCGAGAUUGGGCCAAUAAGUCAGUUGAUGGUACGCAUGUUAUGGUGUCACGCUCUUAACACCCGGGUCCGACCACGCGUCUGCCAAGCAUCGUCGCGAAUCGAAGCAGUUGUCCGUCCGGCUAACUGAAGCCAAGUAGAAGUGUAGAACUAAGGCUCAGUUGGGAUGAUAAGAAUUUUGAGAAGGAAUGGAAAUGUGACAUCAUACUUUCAUGAUUUCGACGUUUUGAAGGAACAAUAAUGGGAAUGUGAUGCUACACUCCCAGGAUUUCCUUGUUUGGGAGAGACAGGAAUAGAAUUGUGAUUCCUGACGACACAUCCGACCAGGAAUCACAUUACCAGAUUGAGUAGGAAUCUAAUCUCUCCCUUACCUCAUACGAAUCUUAGAUUUCUUGCCCAAUCAAUUAAAAAAAAAAGAGAUAUUGACUUUGAUAAAUUUCCAAAAUAAUUUAUACAUGCAUAAGAUUAUUGAAUUAAUCCAAAUACUGGAAUGAAAUUACUUCAGGUAUUGUAUUCUUAGGAAUUUCAUUUCUUGUAAUCAUAUUCCUAUUCCCACUUAAUAAAAUUCUUAAGAAUUUGAUUCCUAGUAAUCACAUUUCUGUUCUUACUAAAGAUUUUGGUCAUCCAAACAGAGCCUUCUAGUCCGUGAAAAAAAAAAAAAACUAAGCCUCCUAGUAAUCAUAUUCUUAUUCCUACUGAAUACAAUUCCUAGAAAAUUGAUUAUUAGUAAUCACAUUCCUAUUUUUACUAAAGAUUCCAGUCAUCCAAACUGAGCCUAAUGAUUUUUCCGUUUGUAGGUCAACUUAGGAGAGGAUUACGAUCGAUUGGAUCUAUCCAUCAAGCUACUUCAAAAAACCACCACCCCACAAGUUGAAUACUACUAGUAUAUUAAGGCUCUGUUCCGCUAUAUAGUUAUCAAUAUAGAUCAUUCUCCCACCUUAUUGUCGUUCUAUUCGGAGCAGUGCAGGUCUCUAUCAAAUUUUUAUGUUUUAUACAAAUAGAAACAUGAUAAUUGCCCCAUGUAGAUUCAAAUUGAAUUCUCUAUAAACAACAUUUAGAAUAAAAAAAAUUACCCUAUGUAGAUUCAAUUAAAGGUGAUACUGUAAGAAAAUGACUUUAUCUCGUAAAAUAAAAAAUAAAUAAAAAUCUUAACGAAAUGAAAUUUUAAUGCGUAAUUGUUUAUGGAAGCCAAAUUCAUAUCCAAGUUAUAUUAGUUGAAUACUAAUUUUUUAUCACAUUUUUUCCAUGUAGAUUUCCAACGAAAAUUAGAAGAAUCAAGAAACGGACGUCGCCACCCACGUCAUCCAAUCGAUGUUGAUGAAAAUGAAAAUCUUUGAUUUGAAUGACUUCUCUCGAAAAAAAGAACACAGACGUCACGUCACGAUUCACUAAUCCUUUGCUUCGGUGGCCCUUUAUUCUGCCGACAUUUAAGACCAGCGAAGCAAACACUUUCAAAACCAAAUCAAAAUAAAAUACUCCACUCCACUCAUGGCACCGGCCACUUAUCUCUCUCUCUCUCAAUCAACAUUUCGGAAAGCAAUAAAUCUAGGGAUCACGAAUCCCACCAACGACCAAACCCAUGACGCUAACGUGCUAGGUAGGUUCCAUAUCUCGUCAACAACAGCCGAAAACAGAAAGAAAUACUAAAAAACAAAGCUGAAGUUCUCAUUACCCAGAGAACUUUUACACUCACCACCACCGGCAACUCACACCACCACCGGAUUCUCCUCCGGCAACCAACCCUUUGGCAAAAUCGACACAUCACAACUGACGACAAUCCACCUCCAAGUUCUCUCUCUCUCUCUUUCUCUCUCUCUCUCUUGUUGUUAGGUAAGAGUUGACGGUGGCGGUUGAGGCCGACGACGGCAGCAGAGGGAGGGUUUCUUGAUUGAGGAGGUGUGGGGGUUGUGUGGGGGUCGUUAGGGUUUUGGUGGAGGCAGCAACAGAGGUUGAAGGAUAUCGAGGAGGUGGGUGGACCGACGGUGGAUGUGGUAGUGGUGACGGGCGGCGGCGAUGUUGUGGAUGUAAGGGUGAUGGCCUGAUGGGCGAAGGUUGGUUGCCGGAGUUGGGAUUGGUCGACCUCCUUCCCCCCUCUCUCUCUGUAAAAGAACCAGACUUGAGGAAAAAAGAUUUCCACAUUUUUUUU
This is a messenger RNA of Rhododendron vialii, 3843 nucleotides long. RefSeq lists its product as uncharacterized. NCBI's taxonomy places the organism in Eukaryota, Viridiplantae, Streptophyta, Magnoliopsida, Ericales, Ericaceae. The record is from RefSeq and is a predicted model, not a curated record. The coding region runs from base 477 to 1010 and encodes 177 amino acids. The transcript has 2 exons.